AGAUGUAUUAUUUAAUUGACAGAGCAAGAGACACGAGAUACAGAAGCGGAAAUGGAAACUUGGAGGAGAAAGAAGGAGACAUAUUUUACAAUCUUCAGUACUUCUCAGAGCGCCAUCAUCAAGUAGUGUUUGUCCCACAACUGACUUGCUUAAGUAGCAUCAAUCAGGAUCAGGAAAAAAUGGUGUCCCCAGUCGAGGCACGGCAAGAGGUUCGCACGUACAAGGAAUGCGUGCAGCGAGACGGAAAGACGGCAUGCAAAGCACAGCUUGGACAUGCGGUGAAUGCGAUAUUUACGGAACAACAAGUCGAUGAACAUCAAAAACAACUAUGUUAAUCAGGAGUUGAAGAAGACUUCUUCAGUCUCUUUCUCUACUGAAAUCUAGAACCAUGAUCUAGUAGAUCCUCUUCUCCCUCUAACUCCACAACGAUAAGCUCACGGGAUUGUGCACCGUUUGUAGAGGAUUUUUUCCAGUGCUACAACCACAAAUUCAACCUGGCCACAUGUUCGGAUCAGACGACUGCCAAGCUCAUCCGAUGCCAAAGCGACACGGCGAACCAGGUACGGACCUUUUUAAAUUGCCAGGUAAUGAUCGUGACUGGGGAGAUACGGAUAGACGCAACAAAAAAACUUUUUUUUUUAGUUCAUGGAGAGUUUUCAGUUCUCUUACUGCUAUGAUCGACGCACCAACAUUUUUACACCGCAUCCUAUAGAUCAUGAUCCUACCAUAAUUCAAACUCCAGAUGCUUACGUUGUAGUCGCACAUGUCGCACCGCCAAUUUUACGGGGGAUCGCGCCAAAGCUAUGAGAGCACACCUACAGGCUUCCUUCAACAUGUCGAGCAGGUUGGAUUCCAUCUCUCUACUCAACAAGUGACCCCACUUUUUAAGUGAGCUACUGCGUUUUUUUCAUACUUACCCUUCUUGCAGUCAGUGCACAUUUUACGAGAAGAGCUCCAUGUCCAGCACGUCGUGAGCAAGUUUUUUACGAGAUGAGUGUUCAGCUGCGCCGAGGAUUAUAGCACAUCAAUAAUUUGCUUCGUUUUAAAUAGUGAUCGAACUCGAAGAACAUUGAGUGUAGUAUAGUUAGUUAAGAAGAGCGAAUCGGAGAGACGGAGGCAAACGAAUUACUGAGGGUUGGUUAUGUAUCGAGAGGAAAUCGCUCUCGAUUCAUUCGUGAAAAAAA
Messenger RNA from Amoebophrya sp. A25, 1184 nucleotides. Lineage: Eukaryota; Dinophyceae; Syndiniales; Amoebophryaceae. The record is from the annotation of a GenBank genome assembly.